GCUCUCUACGUAUGUUGGAGGAGUGUUUCCCGUGUUGGCAAGAAAACCCAGACAGUUUCGAUCUUUUUCUGCGUGUUGUUUCUCGCUUUUGUGUGCUCAAGUCUUACGAAAGUCGUCACUGACUGUCGUCGUCAGUGUUUUUAAAUCGAAAGUCGGACACUUUUUUUUUUUACGGAGAAACUUUACAAAGGAGUAACAACGAGCUAAGUUUUUGGAGGCGUGUGUCAGGAUGGCCCAGUGGAACCAGUUGCAGCAGCUGGAUCCCAGGUAUCUGGAGCAGCUCUACCACCUGUACAGCGACAGCUUCCCCAUGGAGCUGCGGCAGUUCCUCGCCCCCUGGAUCGAGAGUCAGGACUGGGCCUACGCUGCCAAUAAGGAGUCACAUGCCACACUGGUGUUCCACAACCUCCUGGGAGAAAUCGACCAGCAGUAUAGCCGUUUCCUGCAGGAGAACAAUGUACUCUACCAGCACAACCUGCGCAGGAUCAAGCAGUAUCUGCAGAGCAAGUACUUGGAGAAGCCCAUGGACAUCGCUCGCAUUGUGGCCCGCUGUCUGUGGGAGGAGCAGAGGCUGUUGCAGACCGCCACCAGUGCCGUGCAGGACGGCCAGGCAGCGCAUCCCACGGGGACGGUCGUCACGGAGAAGCAGCAGAUUCUGGAGCACAACCUCCAAGACAUCAGGAAGCGAGUGCAGGAUAUGGAACAGAAGAUGAAAAUGCUCGAGAACUUGCAGGAUGACUUUGACUUCAAUUACAAGACAUUGAAAAGCCAAGGAGAGUUGUCCCAGGACCUAAAUGGGAAUAGCCAAGCAGCUGCUACCAGACAGAAGAUGGCUCAGCUCGAGCAGAUGCUGAGCGCCCUGGACCAGCUGAGGCGGCAAAUUGUGACAGAGAUGGGAGGCUUGUUGACCGCCAUGGAUUAUGUACAGAAGAACCUGACUGACGAGGAACUCGCCGACUGGAAGAGAAGGCAACAAAUUGCGUGUAUCGGAGGUCCACCGAACAUCUGCCUGGACCGCCUCGAGACCUGGAUCACAUCCCUGGCGGAGUCCCAGCUCCAGAUCCGCCAGCAGAUCAAGAAGCUGGAGGAGCUUCAGCAGAAGGUGUCCUACAAAGGAGACCCCAUCAUCCAGCACCGGCCCGCCCUGGAGGAGAAGAUCGUGGACUUGUUCAGAAACCUGAUGAAGAGUUCCUUUGUGGUUGAAAGACAGCCCUGUAUGCCCAUGCAUCCAGACAGACCUCUGGUCAUAAAAACAGGAGUGCAGUUCACGAAUAAAGUGAGGUUACUUGUAAAGUUUCCUGAACUCAAUUACCAGCUGAAAAUUAAAGUUUGCAUUGACAAGGAAUCUGGGGAUGUGGCUGCGAUUCGCGGGUCGCGGAAGUUCAACAUCCUUGGCACCAACACAAAAGUUAUGAACAUGGAAGAAUCCAACAACGGCAGUCUGUCAGCAGAGUUUAAACACUUGACCCUGAGAGAACAGAGGUGUGGUAACGGCGGCCGGACCAACAGCGACGCCUCUCUGAUUGUCACAGAGGAGCUCCAUCUCAUCACAUUUGAGACUGAAGUCUAUCAUCAAGGCCUGAAGAUCGAUCUGGAGACUCAUUCCCUGCCUGUGGUCGUCAUUUCCAACAUCUGCCAGAUGCCGAACGCCUGGGCCUCCAUCCUGUGGUACAACAUGCUCACUAACCACCAAAAGAAUGUGAACUUCUUCACCAAGCCUCCAGUGGGGACGUGGGACCAGGUGGCCGAGGUGCUAAGCUGGCAGUUCUCCUCCACCACCAAGCGAGGCCUGACCAUUGAGCAGCUCACCACACUGGCUGAGAAAUUACUAGGGCCGUGUGUCAACUACUCCGGCUGUCAGAUCACCUGGGCCAAGUUCUGUAAGGAAAACAUGGCUGGCAAAGGCUUCUCCUUUUGGGUGUGGCUGGACAACAUCAUUGACCUGGUGAAGAAGUACAUCCUGGCCCUGUGGAAUGAAGGGUACAUCACGGGCUUCAUCAGUAAAGAGAGGGAGAGGGCCAUUCUCAGUCCAAAACCCCCCGGAACCUUUCUGCUGCGCUUCAGUGAGAGCAGCAAGGAGGGCGGCAUCACAUUCACAUGGGUCGAGAAAGACAUCAGCGGAAAGACCCAGAUGCAGUCAGUGGAGCCCUACACCAAGCAGCAGCUCAACAGCAUGUCUUUCGCCGACAUCAUCAUGGGCUACAAGAUCAUGGACGCCACCAACAUCCUGGUUUCACCUCUCGUGUACCUCUACCCCGAUAUCCCCAAAGACGAAGCUUUUGGGAAAUACUGCAGGCCGGAAGCAGCCCCUGAGCCGGAGACGGGAGGAGACCCUUCGAAUACUACUCAGCCGUACUUGAAGACAAAGUUCAUCUGCGUUACGCCGUGUCCCUCCGUGUUCAUGGACUUGAUGGACAGUGAGCUGCUUGGGAACGGAUUCCCAGGCACAAACUCUGGAAACACCAGCGACUUGUUCCCCAUGUCGCCGCGCACCCUCGACUCGCUGAUGCACAACGAAGUGGAGGCUAACUCAGCACAUUUGGAGUCCCUGGUCACGUUGGACAUGGACGUAGCAUCACCGAACUGAAGAGAUCUGUCCAGUUUCUUUAUUUUCUUUGAUUCGAUAUCGUGAUCGGUGAUGGAGGACGUUAUGAUGAUUCUAUUUCUCACCCUCUGUUCACAUAAUCUGCCUGUACAGUUCCUGUGUAAAAAAAAAAAAAAAGACUCCCUUUGUCGCUGAAUGAUUGGACGUCCUUUAAGAAGAGCGCUCGUCCCGGUUCGGGGUCCCGCGGUCCUCUCGCCGUGGGGCGGUUGAGUGAUGAUUACCUCGUGUAUUUUAAGGCAGCAUCCUGCUCCAAUUCAGCACUUCCGCGUCUGCAUAUAUGUCUCGAGUACCUUUUUAAUUAUCUGGAAUUAUAUUUUUGAGAACAUUGUAUUGACUUUUUAAAAAAUGUUUAUGACUUCACGUGUUUUUUCUUUGAAUAAGAAAUGUAACAAGAAUAAUUGUUGUAUAAGCUAUGGCGCUUGGUAAUUGUACUAUUUUCAUAAUUUCUAGCCCCCCCCCCCUCACCCCGCCAAAAUGUUUUUCCUCUGUGUCCCACAAUACCUCUGUGUCAUUUUAAAUGGUUUCUGUUUCAUAAUAGCGGUCAGAAGGGAUUGUUUCUUAUAUAUUUCUUAGAGCUAUUUGGGGUGUUAAACAAACUAGAGAGCGGAAAAGACAAGGAAUUUAUGACACAUUAUUUUCCCCGUAUGAUUUCUUUAUUCCCCUUUUUAUAGUGAGGUAAAAAACCUUUUAAAGUGACUUCAUCACUUAUCAAUACUGUCAUUCAUUAUGUCAUAUGCACUCGUCUUUUGAAAUGAGCAGUUUUUAAUACUUUUUUUGUUGUGCAUGAAUUCGCCUGACACGACAAAGAGAUGUAACGUUUUCCUUUUCAGAGAAGACAUAAGCGCCGAUGCUUCAGAGAGGUCAGGAAGUGUUUCACCAUCAGGCCACAUGAGAGGGUUUCUGUAAAAUAUGCUGUAACUAUUCUUUAUUUGGCAAUAAAAACAAGCAGUCAAGUAAUCUGUUUGGUGCUAUUAUU
This is a messenger RNA of Pseudoliparis swirei, 3581 nucleotides long. It is a transcript of the gene stat3, whose product is annotated as signal transducer and activator of transcription 3 (acute-phase response factor). NCBI's taxonomy places the organism in Eukaryota, Metazoa, Chordata, Actinopteri, Perciformes, Liparidae. The record is from RefSeq and is a predicted model, not a curated record. Gene Ontology annotation, biological process: regulation of transcription by RNA polymerase II; cell surface receptor signaling pathway via JAK-STAT; growth hormone receptor signaling pathway via JAK-STAT. The coding region runs from base 230 to 2587 and encodes 785 amino acids. The transcript is spliced from 24 exons. Gene Ontology annotation, molecular function: RNA polymerase II cis-regulatory region sequence-specific DNA binding; DNA-binding transcription factor activity, RNA polymerase II-specific.